AUGCUUACCAAAAAAAAAAAAAAAAAAUCCCCAGCUCUCAUCUUUUUUGAACCUUCUCGAUAUAAAUCUCUCAAUUCAAUCACCAUCUCUAUCUUCUUCCUCUUCCUCUUCUCUCAGAUCACUUGAAGCUCUAGCUCGAUUUCUCAUCAUCCAACAUGAACUCACAAGCUUGUCUUCUUCUUCAGAAACAGCUUAAAGAUCUAUGUAAGCAUCCUGUAGAUGGAUUCUCUGCUGGUUUAGUUGAUGAGAAGAAUAUAUUCGAAUGGAGCGUUACCAUUAUUGGACCUCCUGAUACUCUCUAUGAAGGAGGAUUUUUCUAUGCCAUUAUGUCAUUCCCACAAAACUAUCCUAAUAGCCCACCUACGGUGCGGUUUACUUCAGAUAUUUGGCAUCCUAACGUUUAUCCCGAUGGUCGUGUUUGUAUAUCUAUUCUACAUCCUCCUGGUGAUGAUCCAAGCGGAUAUGAGCUUGCAAGCGAGCGUUGGACGCCUGUUCACACAGUUGAGAGUAUCAUGUUGAGUAUCAUAUCGAUGCUCUCUGGUCCCAACGAUGAAUCUCCUGCGAACGUUGAAGCUGCUAAAGAAUGGAGAGAGAAGAGAGACGAGUUUAAGAAGAAAGUGAGCCGUUGUGUGAGAAAGUCUCAAGAAAUGUUUUGAUCAUACAAACACUUUCACACUUCAACUCCACCUUCUAUGGAGUUCAAAAGCUCAUUUAUCUUAUCGACAAAAAUCCCUUUUAAAAAACUGUCCAAACACUACUUGUAAUAAACCCGUCUUGCAUCUUUUAAUCGCGUUCUUGAACGUGAAAUGAAGUGUUUGGUCGAAAAAAAUCAUGUUCUUGAAAAAAACUGACAUUAAAAUUUAUACUAUUCUUACGUUUUCUGCUGAA
Arabidopsis lyrata subsp. lyrata is the source of this 888-nucleotide messenger RNA. Its product is annotated as ubiquitin-conjugating enzyme E2 13. Gene Ontology annotation, biological process: protein polyubiquitination; ubiquitin-dependent protein catabolic process. The coding region runs from base 156 to 656 and encodes 166 amino acids. The transcript has 6 exons. Gene Ontology annotation, molecular function: ubiquitin conjugating enzyme activity. The record is from RefSeq and is a predicted model, not a curated record. NCBI's taxonomy places the organism in Eukaryota, Viridiplantae, Streptophyta, Magnoliopsida, Brassicales, Brassicaceae.